UGUUUUGCAGCCCUCAGCCCCCUCAAUGCAUUCCUCCCUCCUCAAACAUCAUAAUUGCUCACCAAACGCUUCUCUCCAACUUCCAUUGUUUUAUUAAUGUUUUGUCUUCAAACCAGCAGUAGACAAUACACACCCAAACCACCAAUAAUGCAAUUGCAGAGAUCCAUCCUCAUUGCCUCUCUUUUCACCUCAGCUUUUCUCCUCGGUUUCUCCACUGCUCUCAAGGAGGGGCAAACGUGUGUGGUAGACAGCAACUGCAACUCAGGUCUCCACUGUGAGACUUGUGUAGCAAAUGGAAAUGUAAGACCACGUUGCACCAGAAUCCAACCCUUGAUUCCUACUUCAAAGGAGAAGGGAUUGCCGUUUAAUCAGUAUACGUGGCUAACAACUCACAACUCGUUUGCCAGGCUGGGAGAUAGGUCUGCAACAGGGUCCAUUAUUCUAGCUCCCACGAAUCAGCAAGACACGGUUACUGGUCAGCUUAAUAAUGGCAUUAGAGGAUUCAUGCUUGAUAUGUAUGACUUCCAGAAUGACAUUUGGUUGUGUCAUUCCUUCGGAGGAAACUGCUACAACUUUACAGCUUUCCAACCAGCCAUUAAUGUUCUGAAAGAGAUUCAAGCAUUUCUUGAAGCCAACCCAUUAGAAAUUAUCACCAUUUUCAUCGAGGACUACGUCACAUCACCAAGAGGCUUGACUAAAGUGUUUGAUGCUGCUGGCCUGAGGAAAUACUGGUAUCCUGUAUCUCGGAUGCCAAAAAAUGGUGGCAAGUGGCCAACAGUUGAUGAUAUGAUCCAGAAGAAUCAGCGUUUAGUGGUUUUCACUUCAAAGUCCGCUAAGGAGGCCUCUGAAGGAAUUGCCUAUGAAUGGAGAUAUAUCGUAGAAAACCAAUAUGGGGAUGGGGGAAUGAUUGCUGGUUCAUGUCCAAACCGUGCAGAAUCACCUGCCCUGGACACGACAUCAAGGUCACUAGUUUUAGUAAACCAUUUUCCUGACAGGCCAGAUAUAACACAAGCCUGCAAGCAUAAUUCUGCUCCUUUGAUGGGUAUGGUUAACACAUGUUAUCAGGCUGCGGGUAAUCGGUGGCCUAACUUCAUUGCAGUUGAUUUUUAUAAGAGGAGUGAUGGUGGGGGAGCCCCAGCUGCUGUCGAUGUCUCAAAUGGUCAUCUAGUUUGCGGAUGCGGAAAUAUUGCCACUUGCAAGCCAAAUAUGACCUUCGGUGCAUGUAACCUACCUGAGCCUAGCAUCACCCCGGCUCUCGGAACUGUAGCAGAUGAUUCCAGCUUUGCGAAUUUUGAAAAAAGACCAGUUCAAGGAAGGUGGUUGCCUGGGACAGUUCUAGUGGCCCUUUUCUUAUCAUUGUCAAUUUAAAUUAGGUACCUGUCUGUCUUCUUCGGAUACUCUGACGACAGGAAAGAUAUGCCUUUCUAACCAAUAGUAACCUGUAUGCAAUGGGAUUUAUGUGCUAAAAAAGUAGGAUAUUCUGUUGUUCUACAUUUGUUUAUUUGGACUCAACACUAGCUCAACUGUUAGGGUUUUAUUGAACAAAUCUGAUGUGCAUUAUCCUUCCAUACCGAAACAGAGAAUUGUUUCCACUGA
Populus nigra (black poplar) is the source of this 1596-nucleotide messenger RNA. RefSeq names its product PI-PLC X domain-containing protein At5g67130-like. The transcript has 9 exons. Gene Ontology annotation, biological process: lipid metabolic process. The coding region runs from base 97 to 1368 and encodes 423 amino acids. Gene Ontology annotation, molecular function: phosphoric diester hydrolase activity. The record is from RefSeq and is a predicted model, not a curated record. NCBI's taxonomy places the organism in Eukaryota, Viridiplantae, Streptophyta, Magnoliopsida, Malpighiales, Salicaceae.